Lolium perenne is the source of this 1181-nucleotide messenger RNA. RefSeq names its product PHD finger protein ALFIN-LIKE 9. NCBI's taxonomy places the organism in Eukaryota, Viridiplantae, Streptophyta, Magnoliopsida, Poales, Poaceae. The record is from RefSeq and is a predicted model, not a curated record. Gene Ontology annotation, cellular component: nucleus. Gene Ontology annotation, biological process: regulation of DNA-templated transcription. Gene Ontology annotation, molecular function: transcription coregulator activity; transcription cis-regulatory region binding; histone binding.
GUCUUUUAAAACCUCCGUUCGAAAAGAUACCCCGAAAAUGUCAAAAUAAAAUACAAGCUCCUCACUACUACUACUACUACUCAUCCCCUCCACCUCCACCUCCCCCGCCUCGAAUCCGUUGCGGUAAUGGACGCGGGGUACAACCCCAGGACGGUGGAGGAGGUGUUCCGGGACUACAAGGGCCGCCGCGCGGGCCUCACGCGCGCGCUCACCACCGAUGUGGAGGAUUUCUUCCGGCAAUGCGACCCGGAAAAAGAAAAUCUGUGCCUUUAUGGAUUUCCCAAUGAGCAUUGGGAAGUAAAUUUACCUGCUGAAGAAGUGCCACCUGAGCUUCCAGAGCCAGCAUUGGGCAUUAACUUUGCACGAGAUGGAAUGCAGGAAAAAGAUUGGCUGUCCAUGGUGGCAGUGCACAGUGACGCAUGGUUACUUUCUGUUGCAUUUUACUUUGGUGCUCGAUUUGGAUUUGAUAAAAAUGACAGGAAGCGCCUGUUUGGUAUGAUAAAUGAGCUUCCCACGAUUUUUGAUGUUGUUAGUGGGAAGAGUAAAACCAAGACCACAAGCAACAUUAACCACAGCAAUAGCAAAUCCAAGUCCAACCAUAAAAUGCAGAAAACCUCCGAACCUCGGGCCAAGCAGCCCAAGCCCCAGAUGAAGGACGAAGACCGCGAGGAGGAAGCCCUGGAUGCCGGCGAGGAUGGUGGUGCUGUCGCUGGCGGUGGCGUGGAAGAGCAUGGGGAGACACGUUGUGGCGCGUGCGGUGACAACUAUGGGCAGGAUGAGUUCUGGAUUGGCUGUGACAUCUGCGAGAAGUGGUUCCACGGCAAGUGUGUCAAGAUCACGCCUGCUAAGGCGGAGCACAUCAAGCAGUACAAGUGCCCGUCGUGCAUGGGCACCAACGGCAGCAGCGGCAGCAACAAGCGGGCUCGCCCGUCUUCCUAAGCCCGGCUUCCUAAGCCCGGCUGGCCUCCAUUUGUGAGGUGGCGGCGAGGCGACUGGCCUCGCCAUAGUAGGACUGAGCAGUACUCCAGUCGUUGUAACAAACUUGCAGGCGUUGCCCUUAGGAGGGCUAGCUUGUACAAUGUAACUUAAUUUCUCUUGGAGAGUAGAUGGCUCUUAUUUUAGCUGGGAUAAACGUGGAUUUGAUAUUUGUUGUAUUAUUAAAUUAAUAGUUCGAUGAUUGC